This is a messenger RNA of Gorilla gorilla gorilla (western lowland gorilla), 324 nucleotides long. RefSeq names its product large ribosomal subunit protein uL11-like. Lineage: Eukaryota; Metazoa; Chordata; Mammalia; Primates; Hominidae. The transcript is spliced from 2 exons. The record is from RefSeq and is a predicted model, not a curated record. Gene Ontology annotation, molecular function: large ribosomal subunit rRNA binding; structural constituent of ribosome. Gene Ontology annotation, biological process: translation. Gene Ontology annotation, cellular component: cytosolic large ribosomal subunit; ribosome. Bases 1 to 324 code for a protein of 107 amino acids.
AUGCCACCUAAGUUGGACCCUAACGAGAUCAAAGUCGUAUACCUGAGUUGCACCGGGGGUGAAGUCAAUGCCUCAUCUGUGCUGUCCACCAAGAUCAGGCCCCCUGCGUCUAUUGAGGUGGUACCUUCUGCUUCUGCCCUGAUCAUCGAAGCCUUCAAGGAACCACCAAGAGACAGAAAGAAACAGGAAAACAUUAAACACAGUGGAAAUAUCACUUUCGAUGAGAUCGUCAACGUUGCUCAACAGAUGCAGCACCAAUCUUUAGCCAGAGAACUUUCUGGAACCAUUAAAGAGAUCCUGGGGACUUCCCAGUCUGUGGGCUGA